Fraxinus pennsylvanica is the source of this 1662-nucleotide messenger RNA. The record is from the annotation of a GenBank genome assembly. NCBI's taxonomy places the organism in Eukaryota, Viridiplantae, Streptophyta, Magnoliopsida, Lamiales, Oleaceae.
AUGGAUUUAGAUUACAAUCCAAGCCGUAAAUCCCGAAUCAAGAGCAAAUGGGUAGCCACAGUAGCCAGCAUAUGGAUCCAGUGCACCAGUGGCUCCCUCUACACCUUCAGCAUCUAUUCCCCAGUCUUAAAAUCCAGCCAAGGCUACGAUCAAUCCACACUCGACACAAUUUCUGUUUUCAAAGAUUUGGGUGCAAACGCAGGCAUCCUUUCCGGCCUGCUCUACUCCACCACCGCCCGCGAUGGCCGUGGGGGGCCAUGGGUGGUGCUGUUGGCCGGCGCCGUUCAGUGCUUUCUAGGGUACUUGCUCAUGUGGUUGACUGUUACUCAAGUGCUGCCACGGCCGCCGGUGGCGGUGAUGUGCUUGUAUAUGCUCCUGGCGGCGCACGCCAUGACGUUUUUUAACACGGCGAAUGUGGUCACCGGCGUGCAUAAUUUUCAGAAUUACGCCGGCACUAUUGUCGGCAUCAUGAAGGGCUUUCUUGGUUUGAGUGGAGCUAUAUUGAUUCAAGUGUACCAGACAAUUUUCAAGGACAAGCCUAGUUCAUAUCUACUGAUGCUGGCGUUUUUGCCCACAAUAAGUUCUCUUCUGUUCAUGGGGUUUGUAAGAAUUUACAAAACAAACGAAGAAUACGAGAAACGAUACUUGAACAGUUUCUCUUUUCUUGCUGUUCUUCUAGCGUCUUAUCUUACAGCUGUAAUAAUCGUUGAGAAUAUUCUCAAGUUAAGAUUGUCAAUACGCAUCUUCACCUUUGUUGUACUCGUCUUGUUGCUAGUCUCCCCGGUUUUUCUUGCAAUUAAUGCCCAGAGAGAGAAAUCGUAUAGGAUGAUAAAAUCCCUGCUCGAGCAUAACCAAUUAACUGAUGACAGAGAGGAUAUGACACAGAUCAGACAAAAUGAGGUCUCAAAUGGUGCUGAUCAAGUUACAGAAACAAGUGAUGAUACUAUGAGACAAGGGGACGACCUGAAUCUUCUGCAAGCAAUGUGCACUAUCAGUUUCUGGUUUUUAUUAAUUACAACUGCUUGCGGCAUGGGCUCAGGACUUGCCACAGUGAAUAACCUGGCACAAAUAGGAGGAUCUCUUGGUUACACUAGCUUAGAGAUUAAUACUUUGGUUUCUUUAUGGAGCAUCUGGAAUUUUCUCGGUCGAUUUGGAGCUGGUUAUAUUUCGGAUUAUUUCUUGCACGCAAAAGGAUGGCCGAGGCCCUUGUUCAUUGCAAUUACCCUAGCCGCUAUGAGCAUCGGUUAUGUUGUGGUUGCUUUUGGUUUUCCGGGUGCUCUAUAUGCCGGUUCGGUUUUGGUGGGUGUUUGUUAUGGCUCACAGUGGUCACUAAUGCCAACAAUCGCUUCUGAAAUAUUCGGUAAAGUGCAUAUGGGAACAAUAUUCAACACCAUAACCAUUGCCGGUCCUGUUGGAUCUUAUGUUCUUUCUGUCAGGACAAUUGGUUACUUCUACGACAGAGAAGCAUCGGAUAAUGGAAAAACGUGCAUCGGAAAUCACUGUUUCAAGUUAUCGUUUAUUAUUAUGGCAUCUGUUACCGUCUUGGGAUCUCUUGUUGCCUUAGCAUUGUUCUUCCGAACAAGAAACUUCUACAAACAUGUCAUACACAGAAGGCUUUUAUAUUCUCAGCAAUGGAGUAGUCUCUUGGUGGAUACUGAAUGA